This is a messenger RNA of Eriocheir sinensis (Chinese mitten crab), 1268 nucleotides long. RefSeq names its product integumentary mucin C.1-like. Bases 152 to 907 code for a protein of 251 amino acids. The record is from RefSeq and is a predicted model, not a curated record. Gene Ontology annotation, molecular function: serine-type endopeptidase activity. The transcript is spliced from 4 exons. NCBI's taxonomy places the organism in Eukaryota, Metazoa, Arthropoda, Malacostraca, Decapoda, Varunidae.
UCCGAGGGAAGCCACACAGCCACGGCCAGGCCGCCACCUGUGUCAACCAGCCUGUGUGUGCGGGGCGGGCGGCGACAGGUAUAUUAGGUGGAGCCGAGCCUUUCCAAAGCACGUAGGUCCCUCUCCGUGAACACUGCGACACUAGCUAACCAUGGUGCUGAUCAAGUCAACAGUGCUGGCGGUGGUGCUGGCGGCGGUGGCUGUGCAGGGGCUGGACGUCCUCCCCUGUGACGAGAUCACCACCAUGGCACCAGGAGAGAGGGUGGCCAUCCAGUCACCGAACUUCCCCCAGCCUUACGACGAUACGUACAGGUGCCAGUAUGAGAUCACCUGCCCAAGCGAGACAUCCACCUACUUGGAGUUCAUCUGCCCAGAAUUCCAGCUGGAGGAUUCCACCGACUGUGCCAACGAUCGUCUGAUAGUCACGUACAGGGGCUCCCGCGAAGAGAAGUGUGGCUCAGACAGCCCCGACGGCACCAUCACCUCCACGGGCUGGGCGCGCCUCACCUUCGCCAGUAACGCCGACACCACCGACACGGGCUUCCGCUGCUACAUCUGGUGUCGCGAGAAACCUACCACCACCACCGUUGCACCCACCACCACCACUCCCGCUAAAACCACAACUCCUGCUGAAACCACCACCCCUGCCAAAACCACCACCCCUGCCGAAACCACCACCCCUGCUGAAACCACAACCCCUGUAGAAACCACCACUCCCGUUGAAACCACCACUCCCGUUGAAACCACCACUCCCGCUGAAACCACCACUCCCGCUGAAACCACCACUCCCGUUGAAACCACCACUCCCGCUGAAACCACCACUCCCGUUGAAACCACCACUCCCGUUGAAACCACCACUCCCGUUGAAACCACCACUCCCGUUGAAACCACCACCGUUGAAUGCUAGAACUUAAAGAUGACCCCAAAAAGAGUGUACAAACCAGCCAUCUUGAAGCAAAAUCUAUACUUUCUUAUGACACCUUUCCCAGUUUUCCACCAUCUUCUUCCUUCCCAGUGUCAAUAUCGUGUAGCAUGCUGUAACUUUGAUGGGCGGUGGUUUAACUAAAGCCAGAUAAGAGUUUCGGCUUAUCAAAUAUGAGGAAAGUGUUAAUCUCAACGCGAGAGGCUGGAGGUCAUUCUUGUGGUUCUGACGCUGCGCGGAGUUGCCUCAUAACCACUCUUGAUCAUCGGACGCUUAGAACAUGUCAAGGUUUCCGAGGCAACUUCAGGGGAGAAUCUUGGAAUAAAAAGCAAUCACAUGAAAAUUU